Solanum dulcamara is the source of this 1188-nucleotide messenger RNA. RefSeq names its product GDSL esterase/lipase At1g71691-like. The record is from RefSeq and is a predicted model, not a curated record. NCBI's taxonomy places the organism in Eukaryota, Viridiplantae, Streptophyta, Magnoliopsida, Solanales, Solanaceae. Gene Ontology annotation, molecular function: hydrolase activity, acting on ester bonds. The coding region runs from base 1 to 1188 and encodes 395 amino acids. The transcript is spliced from 5 exons.
AUGGCUAAGUUUAUAAGGUUUUCUUGGCUUUGCAUGAUGUUAACAAUUAGUUCAGUUGUAGCAGAAGGCGAUUAUGCAUAUGAUUAUGAUGAUGCAUUUGCUCCGGACGCAUCAAUCGGAACGGAAGCCCUGGCGCCAUCAUCAGCACCGACAGUGUCACCAGUACCAUCGCCGCCAAGUGUGAGACCGGCUUUGGUACCAGCUUUGUUUGCCUUCGGAGACUCAUUGAUAGACAGCGGAAACAACAACCAGCUUUUCUCAUUUGCCAAAGCCAAUUAUUUACCUUAUGGCAUUGAUUUUGGUGGCCCUACUGGACGCUUCUCUAACGGUUACACCAUCCUUGAUCAGAUCGGUUUGCUUCUGGGAUUGCCUCUGCUUCCACCAUAUUCAGAGGAGUUCAACGCCGACAAAAUGCGUUACGGAGUGAACUAUGCCUCCGCUGCUGCUGGUAUCCUUGAUGUUACUGGUUUUCACUUUGUGGAGCGAAUCCCAUUCAGUUAUCAAAUAAAAAAUUUUGAGAACACAUUGGUAAGUUUGAUAAAAAAUAUGAGUGCAUCCGUUGUGAAAGAGGCAAUUCCCAAGUGCAUGUUCUUUGUGGGAAUGGGCAGCAAUGACUACCUUAACAAUUACAUUAUGCCUGUCUACUUUACUCAAGAUCAAUACUCUCCUCAAAAGUUUGCUGAAUUACUCAUUCAUCAGUACAAAAUUCAAUUGACAAAAUUGUACGAUCUUGGAGCUCGGAAAUUUAUGAUUUGUGGGAUUGGACAAAUGGGUUGCAUCCCAAGUAUGCUAGCAGAAAGUUCAAGUGGUCAAUGCUCAGAUUCGGUAAAUGAAAUGGUCCUUCCAUUCAAUUCCAAACUAAAGACAAUGAUCAUGAAACUCAACAAGGAUCUGCCUGGUGCCCACUUCAUUUUCCUUGACAUGGAAUAUAUGUUCAAGGAUAUCUUUAGAAACCACAAGUCCUAUGGGUUUAGUGUGAUAGAUCGUGGUUGUUGCGGUCUAGGGAAAAACAAAGGGGAAGUAACUUGCCUUCCAUUCCAAACACCAUGUCCAAAUAGAGAUGAGUACUUAUUUUGGGAUGCAUAUCACCCCACAUCUGCAGUCAACCUCUUGCUUGGGAGUAUGGCUUUCUAUAGAGGUCCCAACUAUUCUUAUCCUAUGAAUAUUGAGCAGCUUGCUCGUCUCUGA